Molecule: messenger RNA, 1130 nt
Organism: Homarus americanus (American lobster)
Lineage: Eukaryota; Metazoa; Arthropoda; Malacostraca; Decapoda; Nephropidae
Exons: 2
Coding region: 55-1014 (319 amino acids)
Source: RefSeq, a predicted model, not a curated record
CACAUAUGUUCCCGAGGCCCCGUGAGUGUUCAGUUUAUCCUCGGUUCAUGGACGAUGGUGUUGAGAGGAGCAGCAGCCUUGUUGUUGACAGUGUGCCUCCGUCUGGCUACACUGGACGCCGCCUGCCUCAACUCCCUCUUCUGUUACGAUGACUUGUAUCUUAAUCGUGGCAGCUUCGUGAUGCUGUACUCGAACCUGGAGAAGAGAUCAGCUGUCACCUGUGCUGUUGUGUGUCUCCAACGGUGGCCAGAGACGAGUAUAGUGAUGGCCAAGCUGGUGGAUGUUAACCAGCGUCUGGGGUGUGGCUGUGGUGACGACACGGCACUCAGUAACCACUCCGGGACAGUGCAUGAUUACUACGACUGUUAUGUGUGUCCCGACGGUGACAACCAGAAGUGUGGGAGUGAGAGGACCACCAGUGUGUACCGGGUAGAGCACAACAGCGAGCUAUGUGCCCGGGUACACUUCACACUGCCUGAGGUAAUAAACUACACCACAACUACCAUCACCGCACCAGAGCUUCCUUCCUUCACGACCCCAGCCAACGGGACACUGAUGCUUCCCUCCACCAACACCACACACAACACCACCACCAGGCUACACAGAGUCAUCACACACUCGGGGCCGCCUCAGCUGGUGUACACAGGCUGCUAUAACGAGAACCACAUCAACGAGUCCCUGGUGAUGACUAUGUUGGUGGAGCGUCCUGGCGCCAACAUCACCCACUGUGCCAGAACCUGUGGCCUCGCUCACCCCUCCGCCGACCUCUACCUCGUGAAGCUCCUCAAACUUGAUCGUCUCUACUGUGGGUGCGGGGUGACUUUAGCUCUGGGGAAGGACGCCGAGGAGGGUAACUGUGACUUAUACUGCCAGGAUGACUUCAAGCAAUCCUGCGGCGGGUGGGUGUCCGUCAGCGCCUACACCAGGAGAACUAACGGUGGUGGUGGUCAUGUGGCAUCAUACACCUCCUGCACCCCACUGAUGACUCUCCUCUUCCUCCUGCUGGUGAUGUGACCUCUCUCUCUCUCUCUCUCUCUCUCUCUCUCUCUCUCUCUCUCUCUCUCUCUCUCGUGUGUGUGUAAGAUCCCUGUGAGCUGUGAUUCUGAACCGAGCCAAUAAAGAGCAAUUUA